Molecule: messenger RNA, 3427 nt
Organism: Marmota flaviventris (yellow-bellied marmot)
Lineage: Eukaryota; Metazoa; Chordata; Mammalia; Rodentia; Sciuridae
Gene: Lztr1
Product: leucine zipper like post translational regulator 1
Cellular component (GO): Golgi apparatus
Molecular function (GO): protein binding
Source: RefSeq, a predicted model, not a curated record
UCGGGGCGGUGGCCGCCAGACCUGCAGACAGGGUGGCCAAUCCGGCGUGCACCCGGGAUGUCUGGGCCGGGUGGCUCCGGGGGCCCGAUCGGGGCCGGGGCCCUGGCAGGUGGGGCGCGCUCCAAGGUAGCUCCGAGUGUGGACUUUGACCACAGCUGCUCAGACAGUGUCGAAUACCUGACGCUCAACUUCGGGCCCUUCGAAACAGUUCAUCGGUGGCGGCGCCUCCCGCCCUGCGACGAGUUCGUGGGUGCCCGGCGCAGCAAGCACACAGUGGUGGCCUAUAAAGAUGCCAUCUAUGUAUUUGGUGGGGACAACGGGAAGACGAUGCUCAAUGACCUCCUGCGUUUCGAUGUGAAGGACUGCUCCUGGUGCAGGGCCUUUACCACUGGCACCCCACCAGCCCCUCGAUACCACCACUCAGCUGUUGUCUAUGGGAGCAGCAUGUUUGUUUUUGGGGGCUACACUGGAGACAUUUAUUCCAAUUCUAACUUGAAGAAUAAAAAUGACCUCUUUGAAUAUAAGUUUGCAACUGGCCAGUGGACAGAGUGGAAAAUUGAAGGACGGUUGCCAGUUGCCAGGUCAGCUCAUGGGGCCACGGUGUACAGUGACAAGCUGUGGAUCUUCGCUGGCUAUGAUGGCAAUGCCAGGUUGAAUGACAUGUGGACGAUUGGCCUCCAGGAUCGGGAACUCACGUGCUGGGAGGAGGUGGCCCAGAGUGGUGAGAUCCCACCGUCUUGCUGCAACUUCCCUGUGGCUGUGUGCCGAGACAAGAUGUUUGUAUUCUCAGGACAGAGUGGAGCCAAGAUAACCAACAACCUCUUCCAGUUUGAAUUCAAGGAUAAGACGUGGACACGUAUCCCCACUGAACACCUGCUCCGGGGCUCCCCGCCGCCCCCACAGCGGCGCUAUGGACACACCAUGGUGGCCUUUGACCGCCACCUGUAUGUGUUUGGGGGUGCAGCUGACAACACUCUUCCCAAUGAACUGCAUUGCUACGAUGUGGACUUCCAGACCUGGGAGGUUGUCCAGCCUAGCUCUGACAGUGAGCAUGCUCUGGCAGGGAUGACAGCCUACCCAGCCCUUGCUGACUGGUCACAUGCCCACGUUUCUCCCCACCAGGUUGGUGGGGCUGAGGUGCCGGAGCGAGCUUCCACUUCCGAGGAAGCACCCACCCUGACCUCUGAGGAGCGGGGUAGCUUCAAGAAGUCCCGGGAUGUGUUUGGCUUGGAUUUUGGUACUACCUUACCUAAGCAGCCCAGCCAGCCAGCCUCAGAGCUGCCCAGCGGGAGGCUCUUCCAUGCAGCUGCUGUCAUUUCUGAUGCCAUGUACAUCUUUGGGGGCACCGUGGACAACAACAUCCGCAGUGGGGAGAUGUACAGGUUCCAGUUCUCCUGUUAUCCUAAGUGCACGCUGCAUGAAGACUAUGGGCGGCUGUGGGAGAGCCGCCAGUUCUGUGAUGUGGAGUUCGUGCUGGGUGAGAAGGAAGAGUGUGUGCAAGGCCACGUGGCCAUUGUCACGGCAAGGAGCCGCUGGCUCCGCAGGAAGAUCAUGCAGGCACGUGAGCGAUUGGCUCAGAAGCUAGAGGAGGAGGCAGCCCCUGCUCCCAGGGAGGUUCCUAGUGGAACACGGCUGCCCCUGCUGCGUGUGGCCAUUCGGGAGGCUGAGGCCCGACCCUUUGAGGUGCUCAUGCUGUUUCUGUACACCGACAAGAUCAAGUACCCAAGGAAAGGCCAUGUGGAGGAUGUGCUGCUCAUCAUGGAUGUGUACAAGUUGGCGCUAAGCUUCCAGUUGUGCCGCCUGGAACAGUUGUGUCGGCAAUACAUUGAGGCUUCUGUGGACCUGCAGAAUGUACUGGUUGUGUGUGAGAGCGCUGCGAAACUGCAGCUGGGACAGCUCAAGGAACACUGCCUGAACUUCGUGGUGAAGGAGUCCCACUUCAACCAGGUGAUCAUGAUGAAGGAAUUUGAGCGCCUCUCAUCCCCACUGAUAGUGGAGAUUGUAAGGCGGAAGCAACAGCCACCCCCUCGCACCUCCUCAGACCAGCCCAUGGACAUUGGCACAUCUCUGAUCCAGGACAUGAAAGCAUACCUGGAGGGGGCAGGUGCAGAAUUCUGUGACAUCACUCUACUGCUAGAUGGGCAUCCACGGCCAGCUCACAAGGCCAUCCUGGCAGCCCGCUCUAGCUACUUUGAGGCCAUGUUCCGGUCCUUCAUGCCUGAGGAUGGGCAGGUGAACAUCUCCAUUGGGGAGAUGGUGCCCAGCAGGCAGGCCUUUGAGUCCAUGCUGCGCUACAUCUACUAUGGAGAAGUCAACAUGCCGCCUGAGGACUCCCUCUACCUUUUUGCUGCCCCCUACUACUAUGGCUUCUACAACAAUCGGCUGCAGGCAUACUGCAAGCAGAACCUGGAGAUGAAUGUGACUGUGCAGAAUGUGCUGCAGAUCCUGGAGGCCGCUGACAAGACACAGGCACUGGACAUGAAGCGGCACUGCCUCCAUAUCAUUGUGCACCAGUUCACCAAGGUCUCCAAGUUACCCACACUGCGGUCACUGAGUCAGCAGUUGCUGCUGGACAUCAUAGACUCUCUGGCCUCACACAUCUCUGACAAGCAGUGUGCAGAGCUGGGUGCUGACAUUUGAGAGCACCAUUGAUAUCAAACCAGCAUGGAAAAUGAUGCCAGAUUGGUUGGCCCACUGCAAAGAUUGCUCUGGACAUUCCUGUGUCUGCAGUGUAGCUGUUCCUGUGGAGUCAAGGAUCAGGGUGCUCAGAGCCUCCAAAUGGAGCUCAGCAGGUGCAGGGGACCCCAAAAACCUCAUUUCAUUGAUGUGGACAAAGGACCCACAGGGUUGGAAUAGUGAAAUAGAUCCCCUUUUAAGCUUUACCUUUUCCUGGGUGGGAGGCCAUGAUUGAAGUGACUGGGACACUACAGGAGACAGGGGACCUGGGCAUCAACUAGUAAUGGGGAGACUAGAAGGUUAACUUCAGAGCUGGGCAUGGGCUUUGGAACACUCAGCCUGGCCCCUGUGGUCUUAUGGAUUCAAGAGUAGUUUCCUGUUAUAAGGGCCCCUCUGACAUGGUGAAGGGGGCUUGGCAGAAUUACUGUGGCAUAAGGGAGUUCCCCUGCACACUGCCCCACAACUCUCAAGAGAAGUCCAUGUAAAGAGUCCCUCUGCCCACCAGGACUUGUGAAUACAGACCAGUGACAGGAGGUCUGCUCUUGACUCUGGAGACUAAUUUUGGAGUGAAGAACCCAAGGUCAGUUCCCAGCGCAGCAUAGUCAUGCUGGGCUAGGAGUGGCUUCCAGAAGGGCUGCAGAUUCCCAACUCAUCUCUGUGUAGGGGCAAAGCAGAAGUCAGCAGAGAUGCCCCCAAGUAUUUAAUCUGUCAUGGGCAUGCUUCCAUUAAAGUCAAAGCAGUGCUACCUACA